Molecule: messenger RNA, 480 nt
Organism: Penicillium waksmanii
Lineage: Eukaryota; Fungi; Ascomycota; Eurotiomycetes; Eurotiales; Aspergillaceae
Product: FAM207/SLX9 family protein
Exons: 1
Coding region: 1-480 (159 amino acids)
Biological process (GO): maturation of SSU-rRNA from tricistronic rRNA transcript (SSU-rRNA, 5.8S rRNA, LSU-rRNA)
Cellular component (GO): nucleolus; 90S preribosome; preribosome, small subunit precursor
Source: RefSeq, a predicted model, not a curated record
AUGAAGGCAAAGACCACGGGCAGACCUGCCCCCUCCGGGGAUGAUUUCCGAACCAGCAAGAGAGAUAAGCGGCAGAUCAAGCGUGCGACCCUCAUAUCCAAGAUCGCAAAGAGUUCCAGCAAAAAUCCAAAACGCAGACGUGCCUCGAAAAAAUUGGUCGCCAACCUUGAAUCCCUCGCCGAUGCCCUACCAGAUGCCGCCGAUGACUCCCAUGAUGCUGUCAGUCAAGUCAAUGUCAUCAAGCAAAAUACCCUCCGUCAUAAGCCCGGGGCCAUGAAGCGUCGGGAGAAGCUGGAGAGGGUUGAGCGAGACCGAUUUGCGAAAAACAUGGCACAGAUGUCCACUCUACCAACUCAAUCCGCACUGGCAGCUGAGAACACCACCGCCGAUGCCAAUCCCACUGCGAACCGAUGGUCAGCACUACGAAAUUUCAUCACGCAAACGAUGGAACAGCAACCCGUCUUCAAGACGAAUCAAUGA